Molecule: messenger RNA, 1716 nt
Organism: Rodentolepis nana
Lineage: Eukaryota; Metazoa; Platyhelminthes; Cestoda; Cyclophyllidea; Hymenolepididae
Source: the annotation of a GenBank genome assembly
AUGUUGGAUUUCUUCGUUAUUUUAAGUCGGAGUGGCAUUGUUCUGUGGUACAUUAAAACCACUUCGGAAUGUAUCACCACUUCUAUCAACACUUUUCUAAGGUCCCUGAUUCUUAAGGAAAAUCUUAGCAGUGGGGCAAUUGUACACGAAAAUCUUGCGAUGAAGUACUAUAUGGAUAAUGAAUUCGAUUUAAUAUUUAUCGCUGGUUAUCAAAACAUACUGCAAUUAAGCUAUGUCGAUAAAUUCCUAACAACUAUCGCAUUGGAAUUUAGAGAUAAAUAUAAAAAUGAUUUGCUUCAAAAGAAUUUAUUUGGAUACUUCGAAAACUUUAAGCCUCAAUACGAAAAUAAAUUACGGGAAAUUGAGGCCGAUUCAAGAAAAUCGGCCAAAUCCAAUAAGCCUAUGAGAACAUUCGAAGAAUCGUUGAAGUCAAAGAAGACCAUCGCUUCGAUGAUUGUUAAUAAGGAAAAGGAAAAUGGAACAUCUGUGAUAGAGAAGAAGGUUAUUGAAGAACCUCCCCAAGCUCAACCUAUUUUUGAUGAAAGCAUAAUUCCCCUCCAAGCAAGAAAAACAAUGAAAACGAAUUCACCUAAUGUUCGAAUGGCUAAAGGUGGCAAAAAACAGAAAGGCACUAAUGGAGCCUCCGAAUCACCUGGUGCUGCCAAACCUGGUAAGAAGGUUAAAAUGAAUCGUCGUUGGACAGAUGAAGCUGUGGGAGAAGAAGCGGCUGCUUUGGACUAUAGCUCAGGAAAUGGCGUUUCUGUCACCUCGGCGGUAUCUAAUGCAGGUAAAAAUGGUGUAUCAUCUGAAGAGCUCAAGCUCAGCGCCAAUGAAGCCGAAAACCUAAUUAAACUUCGUGGAACCCUUCAGGAGGGUUUUGAUGAACUCAGGGUGUCUUCCGAUGAGGAAGAGGAAGAAGUUUCCACUGAUAGUGAAAACGAAGAUUUAGAUCCUCAAGAUACCAAUGGAAAUGCAUCCAAGUCCACCAAGUCGAAUAGUUUCCUAUCCUCCCUGUUGCAAAAUUUGAAGUCCACGGCCACAGGCCGGGUGUUGACAAGAGAGGACAUCCAGAAGCCCUUGGAACAACUGCGUGAUCAUUUGGUUCAAAAGAAUGUUGCCUAUGAGAUCGCCACGCGGUUGUGUGAGGGUGUGGCCGAACGUCUUGUAGGUGUCCAAUUGGGCCGCUUUGAACGAGUGGGUCCCCGUGUCCGUUCGGCGUUGGAAGAGGCUUGUACGCGUCUCCUCGCAUCUGGUCGACGUGUUGAUGUCCUGCGUGAUGCUCUCGACUCCCAGCAAAAGGGAAAACCUUAUGUCAUUGUCUUCUGUGGAGUUAAUGGCGUCGGAAAGUCAACUAAUCUUGCCAAAAUUGCCUUCUGGUUGAUAGAAAAGAAUCUCAAAGUUUUAAUAGCUGCCUGUGAUACUUUUCGUUCUGGAGCUGUGGAGCAGCUGAGAACACACGUACAGAAGUUGAAUUUCAUCCACCCACCCUCCCAACACGGUGGAGAGACUAUGGUCGAGCUCUACGAGAAGGGCUAUGGCAAAGAUGCUGCCAACAUCGCCAUGUCGGCUAUAUCUUAUGCUAAGGAUCAGCAUCGUGACGUAGUUUUGGUUGAUACUGCUGGUCGCAUGCAAGACAACGAACCCCUUAUGAGAUCUCUUGCUAAGGUGAAUUUAUUUCUGCUUGUGGAAAUCUAUUUUCUUCCUUUCAAUGUUUAA